UACGGUUUGUGCUGUCACUUUCACUGAUGAAGCCUAGUUUGUGAACUAUUUUGCAUGGUCUAACUGACACUGUCAAGUUCACUUACUUCGUUUCGUCUUUGGCCUCUCGUUGAGAGUAGGCUUUACAACUGUCAAGUUCGUGAAAUAGUUUAUGCUGUGAGUUUAAAUCGGCCAAUUUUGUGAAUUGUUAUCUUUUAUUGUGAAAUUUGUGUAGCCAAGUGUUUUGGCACUUCAUGACCUUGUUGUGUUGCAAGUGCUGUAAUACUCUUACUGAAGCUGAAAAAACCCGCCUAGUUUAGGAAUUAUUUUGUGUGACUUAACCCACAAAUACCGCGGUGAUUCUGUGACGAGUGAUAUAUUGACUUGCUGAUCCAGUGGUUGGGUUUGUGAACCUCCCCUGAGAAUACACCAAAGACUUGUAGACCGUUCAUCAUGGACCCUACCAAUACUGACAACAUGGACACCUCAUCAGACAGCUCUGAACCUUUGAACAAGCGGCGCAGCAUUGAAAAUGGUCGCCAGUCGCCGCCCUUCUCCCCGACCCGGACCAAAUUGGCGCGUCAGCCCCGGCCGUCUGAGUUCGACGAGGAGCUGGUGAAGACCGGGGAGACUCUGUCCUCCUUCAUGUGGGACGUGGCGCCCGCAGACUUCGAGGUGCCGCGCUACCCCAUACAGGAGAAGGAGACCCGGGAGUACUUCGAGAGGCAGUUGUCGCAGAGCGCCGUGCCCCCUGCGGCCUCGGCGACGGCUGUGGUGCCACCCGCCGACCGCCCCCAGGCUCACAAGGCGCGCCACCUAGGCCACCUGCCCCGCAUCGACAGCGUGAUCCCCAGCCAGGUGGCCAGUGAGCUGGAGGAGGAGUAUGACCUGCUGCCGGACUUCCAGAGGAUCAACAUCAGCGGGGAGGACACCAGUGGGAUCUUUCCACGAGUGACUGCUCGCUUCCUGGACAGCCUGGAGGGGGAGGAGACAUUUGUGGGCGUCAAGGCCGGCUACUCCAAGGUCACCAGUCUAGAAGACAGCAGCUCGGCGUCCCUAACGACCGCCUCCUCUGGUGAACUGUGUGGUCUCGGGGAGGAGGACACCAACACAGACGCCAGCGCCAAAAGUCUCCGGCUAGACCACCCUAUCCACCCACCACCGACAUCGGGUGACCCUUUCAAACUGGAGUUUGAACCCCCAGCCAACUGCGUGCUGCGCUUCAAGCAGGGAGUCAUGUGUGUCUAUCCGUCGGAGGAGGCAUAUAGCCAGGGCACACCCUUUGACUGGCCGCACCCCGACCUGGCAGAGUUUAUCAAAGACCAGAACAUGAUGUUUGCCCUGAUCAGUGACGGGCCGCUGUGGACACCCACGUGCAUGCCUCCUCGGGCAUGAACCAGAAGCACCUGCUGCGCUUCAUCAAGAAGACGAUGAAAGACUGCAAGGACGAUGUAGUCUGCCGCAACAGGGAGGGUCAGGGAAUGACCUUGGCGCAGGUCAGUGGUGUCAGGCCACGGGAGAAAGGACAGGGUCUGAAGGUGUUCAAGUCAAUGAACCUAACGCCAUAUGAUCUUAGUGUGGAUAUGCUGGAUGUCCAUGCGGAUCGGAACACAUUUCAUCGGUUUGAUAAAUUCAACGCCAAAUACAACCCGAUAGGCGAGAGUCGUCUCCGGGAGGUCUUUAUGAAAACCGACAACCAUAUCGGAGGACAAUACUUUGCUAAAGUUAUCAAGGAGGUCAUGGAGGACCUUGAGGAGAGCAAGUACCAGAACGCCGAGUUCCGCCUGUCCAUCUAUGGCCGCUCCAUCGACGAGUGGGACAAGCUGGCCAAGUGGGCUAUCGCACACCGCAUGUACUCGGAUAACGUGCGCUGGAUGGUGCAGAUGCCCAGGCUAUAGUGCCAGUCCUACAGUACCUGUUCUACCUGUCCCACAUCGGGAUCGCGAUGUCUCCCUUGUCCAACAACUCCCUGUUCCUCAACUACCACCGUAACCCGCUGCCCGAGUACUUUAGCCGAGGCCUCAACGUAUCCCUCUCCACUGACGACCCGCUGCAGUUCCACUUCACAAAGGAGCCGCUGAUGGAGGAGUACAGCAUCGCAGCCCAGGUGUGGAAGUUCUCCACCUGCGACAUGUGUGAGAUCGCCCGUAACAGCGUGCUGCAGAGUGGCUUCCCCCACGAGGUGAAAAAACACUGGCUGGGCCCCAACUAUGUCAACGAGGGAAUCGGAGGCAAUGACGUGAGCCGUACCAACGUGCCAGACAUUCGCGUCGCAUACCGCUACGACACACUGGUAGAUGAGCUACGUUGUAUCUGCCGAGGUGCCAAGGGAAGCGACCAUGGGGAUGGGGUUGCCAUGAAACCGCUGUAAAUACGUUCCGAGGAGAGCUGUUGAGUUGAAAAAAAUAGGAGAACAAAAGUGAGAAAGAAGUAAUGGAGAUAUAAAUUUGAAAAACACUUUCAAUGGCCUGUGUUCUUUUUAUUCUGAGUGGUACAGUUGAAUUUUGUUUUUUGUGCAGACUUUCAAGCUGUAAAAUUUUUUUUACUCAUGUUUGUUUGGUAUAUUUUGUAAUAUUAUUGUAUUGAAAUAAGUCGAUAAAAUGAGAUAAUGUUUAAUACAAACGCUUUACUCUUAGUGAAAAACAUUUUUUGUCAGUGACGACAGAUAAUGAAAAAGUCAUAAUAGAUCUAGAAGUCUUCAUGCUCUGGCUUAAUAUUUAGUUUUUAUAAAUGAUAAGACUUUGGAUUCUGAGAAUAUUUCAGAAUGAAACAAAGAGUUGUUGCAAAGGUCACUAUGACCAUUUGCAUUUAAUUUUGCCAAAUGUUUCUUGUAAGUAUUGAGUAGAAAGAUGGGAAAGAGUUGCAAAGUUUUUUCCUGUUUGUGUUUAUGUGAAAAUGUUCCAGUUUGAUUAUUUUUUACUCUAUUUUUGUUCCAGAAAUGGGAGACUUUCCAGUUUUUUUAGUGGAACUUUUACUUUGAAUGGGAGACUUUCAGCGUUUUUUUUGUAUUCUUUUUAAAAAAUUUACAUAUUAGCCUUAUGACAAUAUCAAUGACUUUGAACUACAUAUCAAUGAGAUUAUGAAUGCUUUUUGAAUAUUUUUUUUUUCUCUCUUCAUCCUUCUUUCAAUUCAAGUAGCAGUAUUUUCCUUAUCAAACGCUUAUUCAUGCAUAUUGUAAUGCAAGUUGGAAUAGCACAAAAGUACUUUUUAGCAGCAUUGUCUGUUAGUUUCGACAAGCGUCAUUGAUAUCUUUUGAGAAUGUCUGUUGCUGUUGCUGUUGUUGUUGUUGUUAACCAAUGCCGUUUUGGGAAGCCAAAGAUUAUAGUAGUCAGUCCAGAAUUCUUUGUGUUCGUUCAUUCCAUCUUGUACAGCUGAGCUACCUCUGGACACCGCAGAACUAGUCAAAUGGCCUGUUUUCUCGCCAUUUUGUGCCAUCCUGAUGAUGUGUUUAAUAGUCUUUUUAUUUUCUUCCCUUUUUUUGUUUUCUUUUUCACAGACCUGAUGUUGAGAAUGUUAGGGCAAUCUUUUCUUGAUGCUUUUUUCCCCCUGUGGGUUUGUCAGUUCUUUUUCAUGUAUCGGAGGUGUAGAUUUUCAGGAUAAUUUUGGAAUCCAGAUUUCUGAUAUAAUGCUUGUCAUAUUAUUGCAAUCUACAUGAAGAUAGUUUUGACACAAGCUGUAUUUGACAACAUUACCUGUAACUUUGGAGAUUUUAGUCCUCGUACGUGCAUUUCCAUUGGGUCCAUAAAAUUGAGAAUUUUUUUUCAUAGCCAGUUGGCAGCUCCAAUGUAUUGAUGUUAUUGGCUUGGACGUCUCGGCGGUCUUAUCUCACUGAUGACGGGGAGUUUGUGGUGAUCAGACAGAAAGGCAUUACAGAUUGGUUGAGGGGGAGGGGGAGGGGGGGGGGGGGUUGAGGCAUUCUGUUUGACUGCUGGCUCAAACUUGGGGGAUUGGAGAGGGAGGCGGGAAGUGAGGUGGUUGUGACUGUUUUUUUAUAUUGACUACCUUAUGCCAUUGGUAUAAUGUUUGGUUAUCAUAGUCAUUUUUGGAAAAAACCCAUUUAUUUUGAGAAAAAAGGCGUUGAAAAUUUAGAAGAUGCUCAAAUUUAGCAGACGUAACUCGGUCAUUUUUCAUUUUGAAAAGUGACGUAUGACAUUCUUACAGUGAGUAGUCGAAAUGAAAACGAAGGUGGCAGUGACUACAAUAAAUAUAUGUUAAAAGUUUUGCUUGCUCAAAAGUCGCACAAAGACAACUUGCUCUCUCAAUUAUGACUUAUUCACGUUCAUAAUACAAAUCAUUUUACGCAGAAUAGUAAUAAUAAUAGACAUCACCGUCAUGACCGAAGUAUAUAUCUCUUCCACCGUCAUGACUGAAGUAUAUAUCUCUUCCACCGUCAUGACUGAAGUAUAUAUCUCUUCCACCGUCAUGACCGAACUAUAUAUCUCUUCGUGUAGAAAAGAAAACGUCACUGUUUCAUGAAAGACCGCUGCCAGAAGUCCGAAAGUGGCAUUAAAAUUUUUUUUAAAUGACUGGUUGCUUUGUAAAUAACAGUUGUACUGUACCUAUGUUCUAGUUCUACUCAGCUUGGUGUAUAUAGCGUGCCUUGCACAAAGACUCCACAGCUCUUCCCACUGAUGUUCACUUGAAUUGAUUAAUGAAGGGAAGUAUUGAAGUAU
This is a messenger RNA of Aplysia californica (California sea hare), 4652 nucleotides long. Its product is annotated as AMP deaminase 2. Gene Ontology annotation, molecular function: AMP deaminase activity. Gene Ontology annotation, biological process: AMP metabolic process; IMP salvage. Lineage: Eukaryota; Metazoa; Mollusca; Gastropoda; Aplysiida; Aplysiidae. The record is from RefSeq and is a predicted model, not a curated record. Gene Ontology annotation, cellular component: cytosol.